Eimeria mitis is the source of this 369-nucleotide messenger RNA. Its product is annotated as TCP-1/cpn60 family chaperonin, putative. Lineage: Eukaryota; Apicomplexa; Conoidasida; Eucoccidiorida; Eimeriidae. The record is from RefSeq and is a predicted model, not a curated record. Gene Ontology annotation, molecular function: ATP binding; ATP-dependent protein folding chaperone. The transcript is spliced from 2 exons. Gene Ontology annotation, biological process: protein folding. Gene Ontology annotation, cellular component: chaperonin-containing T-complex. The coding region runs from base 1 to 369 and encodes 122 amino acids.
AUGGAGGAGGUUGUUAUUGGGGAUGACACCGCCAUCAGAUUCUCAGGAUGCAAAACAGGGGGCGCAUGCACUGUGGUGGUGCGGGGUAGCAGCGACCAGGGAGUUGACGAAGCAGAACGAUCCCUGCAUGAUGCGUUGGCUAUACUAUCUCAGUUGGUGCUGCAGGAGCAGCAGCAGAGGAAGCAGCAGCGGCAAGCAGCAGCAGCAGCAGCAGGUCUUGCUGCUGCUGCUGCUGAAACUAUGAAUGAAGCUGUACUAGCAGCAAACGAGCAGCAGCUGCUGCUUGUAUGCGGCGGGGGAGCAGCAGAGAUGGCCAUGGAGGCUGCUGUUUCUUCUCUAGCUACCACUAUACCGGGAAAGGAAGUAUAA